This is a messenger RNA of Arabidopsis thaliana (thale cress), 582 nucleotides long. Its product is annotated as late embryogenesis abundant (LEA) hydroxyproline-rich glycoprotein family protein. Bases 24 to 437 code for a protein of 137 amino acids. Gene Ontology annotation, cellular component: membrane. The record is from RefSeq and is marked reviewed. The transcript has a single exon. NCBI's taxonomy places the organism in Eukaryota, Viridiplantae, Streptophyta, Magnoliopsida, Brassicales, Brassicaceae. Gene Ontology annotation, biological process: defense response to other organism.
AUGAUGAUAAUCAUGUUCAUCAUAUGCAUUCUCAUAAUCCUCCUAUAGAUUGUGCAAUCCUUCUACCAUCAAAACCACGCUUUAUCUUCCAAGACGUCACCGUCUUCAACUUCAACGUCUCCGGCAAUCCAUCGGACCUCAACACCCCAGUAGUCCAAUUCAAUCUCUCCUUUCGUAACCCUAACGCCAAUAUCCGAAUCUACUACGACACCCUUGACGUCUACGCUUUUUACGGGAACGGGAGCCAACAGAUCAUUAUCCCGACUCCUAUGCCUUCGACUUAUCAAGGACACAAAGAAGACAGCGUUUGGUCUCCUUACAUCCCCGUCGUUCCCUACAACGCCUUGUAUCUUGACGAUCAGCACCACUCACGUGACGGGAACAUGUUGAUGCUUCACCUCGACGGCAGAAUUAGUUGGUUACUACUCGGUAACUAACCUCGGCACCCAUUACCACCAUCUUCACGUUAGAUGUCCAGCCUUUAUCGACUUUGGGAGUAGUGCUGCCAGAGUUAUCGGCGGAAAUAACACCGUUAAGUACACGCUCAACAAAACUUGCAGUGUUAGUGUGAAAAGACAUUAA